AUGGAGCGGCGCUCCGGGGUUUCAAUCCGUUCCUAUGCAGCUGCAGUGGCCACCAGAUUAGCAUAUGAAGGGGCCAGCGCUAGUGGUGUUGAUGUACAACUUGAAAUUGAUGAAAGUGAGCGGGCUACAAUACAGACAACACUUGACACUCGACCUAUCAACACUAAGCGGAAAUACGACGGCUACCAAAACGAGUUUGUGCAAUGGUGCACCUCUCGCGGAUUCCAAGAUAAAGACACUGUGACCGGUGGAAAGCUACAUUUGUUUCUGUCUAGCAUGGUGAUCGGGCGAAAGUCUAAGAAGAAUGCUGAAAAAACCGUUGGAGGCUCCACUGUGUGUGGAUAUGUAAACGCACUUGUAGAUCUGUACAACCAGCAGGUUACACUUCGUACAAACUCGAACCCACACCCGCGAACCACUGCUGUGAAGCAACUGAUAAAAAAUGUCCAGGCCACGACUACUCAAACCAAGAAAAAGAAUUACGAGGACAGGGGAAUUGGCUCAUUGCUGGAUGGCUAUUCGUCGGUUCAGCAAUUCCAACAAAUUUGUGACGCCUUCCUAACACUCAAUGACCUGCGAGGACGCGUCGCCUUCUUACUUUCUCAUUUUGGAUUGUUACGUGGCGAAAAUGUUCGCGAUUUAGAGUUUGCUGAUAUGUUCUCUCAGAAGUUGGAUGGAGAGGGAUACCAGACUUGUACAGCUCUCGUGCUUUUAAUUCAACAUGGAAAGACGAACACUUUCGGUAAGAUGCAGCACGUUGGCUACAUGCGGAACAAGGACGUACGCAUUUGUCCAGUUGGCGCAGCCGCAUUUUAUUUUUUUCAUCUUUUUCACGUAGAUCGAGAGCCCUUCCCGUCCUUUGCUAAAUCUCAAGACUGGUAUGACUUGAAGUUUCUACGAGGACGUCAGCGGACAAAGGCUAUCACUUACGAUACACACAAAAAGAGCUACGAGGCCGUGUUCAAGCAUUUGGGUCUAUCAUUUAACAAAAAAACGCAUAUCAAUCGUCAGCAGGGAGUGCGGCAGCUCGAGUGCGCUGACGUAGACAUUUCUCAGACUCGUCGGCAUGGACGAUGGGGAAUGGAUACAUGCGAGGCCAUAUAUGCGGCCCCACUAGCUCGAGAAGCAAUGCGUGCUCUUUCUGGACACCCUCCUAAAUCUCGUUUUUACUUCCUCGAACGUGCCUCAGUCGAUCCACCGUUAGAGCUUCAGCGGCUAGUAUUUCCUGAAGUCGAACAUUGCCAAAAGCAGAUCUUAGAUGGAAAUUGGGAAGACAAUCUGGCUGCUCGUGGAUUUCUUGACUUGCUUCUGCACCUUCGCGUUGUUCUGCUUCAAGACUGUGCUGUGUUGCUCGACGACCUUCCUGCCCAGUUUCAACAAACUUCGCUUUUUGGCGAAAAAUUUCAACUGUUUCGUACGCAAGCGCUGGCUGGAGCGGCAAGCGCUACAGCUCCUAUUCAAAUGCAACUCCAAAAUGCAAUGCCAUUGCUUUCAACACAAAUAUCUACACAACAUGCAGCAGUGAUGCAAAAAUUAGAGACUCGCCAUAACGAGAUUACGCAACUUUUAGCACAAACAAACAAUAACCUCACCUCAUUAUUACAAGGAGACAUGGCAUUCCGUCUUGUACCUAUUGAUAACGCAAGCGCGAGUGUCACUAGCACCAACAUAAAUCUUGAUACAGCCGAGUCUGCUCACAGCCAACAGUCAGUUCCAUACCGUUCUUCCAGUGGAGUUACUCACGAACCUACCAUUAGUGACGCACAGCGGUAUUCUAUGAGCAGAGGUGUCAGCACUGUACGCGAGCUCUGGACUGAAUGGCACGUCGGUCUGUCUAAUCGGCCAUCAAUUGAGUCGCUAGAGAAAAAAUACGGGCGAAAAUGGCGGCUAUCAUCAAAAGAAUCCAAGUUUUACUCUCGCAGACACUGUGUGAUCAAGUACGUACGCUUCUUAAUAAACCAAGGCUCCACAGUUGAGAGUGCGCUCAAUAUUGCCGAAGCUGAGAAGGGAACAAGAAGCAUUGAUGCGUUCUCGAAGCACUUAAGCAAAAGAAAAAUAUCGUGA
This is a messenger RNA of Phytophthora nicotianae INRA-310, 2064 nucleotides long. RefSeq lists its product as hypothetical. Lineage: Eukaryota; Oomycota; Peronosporomycetes; Peronosporales; Peronosporaceae. The record is from RefSeq and is a predicted model, not a curated record. The coding region runs from base 1 to 2064 and encodes 687 amino acids. Gene Ontology annotation, biological process: positive regulation of ribosomal protein gene transcription by RNA polymerase II. Gene Ontology annotation, molecular function: DNA-binding transcription factor activity, RNA polymerase II-specific; RNA polymerase II cis-regulatory region sequence-specific DNA binding. The transcript has a single exon.